AUGUUGAAACAUGCUCAGCGGCCGCCGGCGGCAAACGAUGCCGAACAUCGCUACCAAAACAUGCCGCGGCGGCCGCACCAUCACAUCCCCUUGAAUGUUUCCACAUUGGAUUCAUCCAAGCACUCCGUUGGAGGAACUUCAGCCAGCGUGAGCCCGGGAGCACAACCACAGAAUACAAACCCUCCCGUGCCAGUGGUCGCACCCAUUCCGUUGACUUCUCCACCCAAACUGGCUAAUGGAAACGUAACUGGGUUGCCAUCAAGACAAUCCUCGAGAAGUAGAAGCAAUAGAGCUGCCACGGAGGAAGCCUUAACAUCCCUGGCGUUGUUAUGCCUGGUUAGCUUACUCCUAGCUUUGCUAGCUCUUCUAUUUCUUUUAAAAAUUUCUGCGCCUGCGACGAGCGCACCUGAGGAAUUCGCGGUGGUGUAUGAAGUGACAUUAGCCCUAUGUGCCUUAACGUUAUCAUUGAACCUCUGCUGUUUGUUGGUUUGUGCUAUUCAGUUCCUGUUUGCGGUGAAGCUGGUGCAUUCCCCGUCCGCGCCGAAUGGCCGGUGA
This is a messenger RNA of Pieris macdunnoughi, 555 nucleotides long. The record is from the annotation of a GenBank genome assembly. Lineage: Eukaryota; Metazoa; Arthropoda; Insecta; Lepidoptera; Pieridae.